Messenger RNA from Laccaria bicolor S238N-H82, 828 nucleotides. RefSeq lists its product as uncharacterized. Bases 1 to 828 code for a protein of 275 amino acids. The record is from RefSeq and is a predicted model, not a curated record. The transcript is spliced from 3 exons. Lineage: Eukaryota; Fungi; Basidiomycota; Agaricomycetes; Agaricales; Hydnangiaceae.
AUGAAUGACACCGAAACACAAGAAAUACCCAGACCUGACAUUUCAGCUACGCUCAGAAGACCGAACCCAGUCUUUGAAGGUCAAAACGGUUUUGAAAGCGAUUUUCAUGACGAAGAGAUCGAUGAUGCACACCUACACGAAGCUCUCGAGCGACACCGCCUUGCUCAGUACAUUCUAACGCAGAAGGAUCGCCCUAUUCCUACCAUCGAAGAAAUGAAGGCGUAUUUGGAGAAACCAGAAAAUUCUGCAUCAGUCAAGGAAGAGAUUCAAGCUUUGAAGGAAGAACAUCUUGAGGAUCUAGAUCGUCUCUACGCUGCCCACGCCGGAGAAUAUACACAAGAAGUUCUGGACUUAUAUUACUCUAAAGACGACGUGCUCCCUGCUUCGGAUCUAGCCUCUCAAGAUCCUGACAAUAUAGAAAUAUACGAAAAAUUAGAUGAAUAUUAUGAGGAAUUUCGUCAAAACCAUCUCUUUCAAUCACUUUGGGACACAGAUUACUCCGUAAUGCGACACACAUAUCUUUCUCGUCUCUUGCCCCUCGAAAGAAAGCGCCGCGAACUUGAAAAAGAGGAAGAAGAAGCCAAGAGACGCAGGGAUGCCAUGUUCCCUAUGUCCGCAGCCGACUUCACAACAAAGCCAGGAGAUGUGCAAUUGAGAGCAGCAAGGUUUUUGACUGCAGAUGCAGCGAAGCAGGAAAAGAUGCUAGCUGAGUUUGGCUGGGCUUGGAGGCAGGUAGAUCCGUUGAAAGCUGAAUUUGCUUCGAAUGUAGGUAGCCAUCUUGUAUCGUUCGGCGUCUCAGCUGACCAGAAGGAUUUUGAUAUAGGAUAA